Molecule: messenger RNA, 1544 nt
Organism: Somion occarium
Lineage: Eukaryota; Fungi; Basidiomycota; Agaricomycetes; Polyporales; Cerrenaceae
Source: the annotation of a GenBank genome assembly
GCCCACGAGGUCCCCAAUUCGCCUCCCGCGAACGCUUAACCCUGCGUAUCUCUGUUCUUAUCCAGUCACUAUGUUCACCUCCCCGUUCAAUAUUCAAUCCUGGAUGGAGAAAAAACGCUCUUCAGUGUCGUUAUCGUUGACCCAGAUGCUCGGGAAAUGAACACCCUCCUUCCACCAAGCUCACUGCGCAGUCGGCAUGAUCGGCUUACCCAGUGAAGAGUUUGGUGGAUCAUGCAUCAUGGCGGAGGAAGACCAAGGCCGGGAUGCAGAGCAGCGUUAUCAUACCAACAUCAGUUUGCCUCGAUACUUCCACCACCGCAUACAUCCACCCAGCAUUCGAACGAAGCAGCUAUGACUAUCUACAACUGGGAGCCUGAUACCCAAUACAACCUUGGAGAUGUUGUAGUAUACGAGGGUACGUUCUGCGACGUCUUCAACGUCCAAAGCAACCUGAUGUACACGCUUGUAUGUGUAGGACACAAGUACAAGAUCGUGCAGGCUCAUCGAUCUCAGGCCGAUUGGGCUCCUCCUGUGGUCCCCGCUUUGUGGGAGCGCGUCCACGAAGAGUAUCACGGCGGCGAGCAACAACACUACGAGCAACCUCAGUAUGGACAGCCGCAACAACCUCAGCAGCAACCAGGCUACAACCCUGGCUACAGUUACGGUGCUCCUCCCGACCAAGGCGGGUACAAGUACCAGGGUAACCUCGGCGAUGAGAAGCACCCUGACCAGACGGUUGAGAUCAAGCCUGAGGAACAGAAGAAGAACUGGUACGAUUUGGACGACGACCGUAAGAAGAAGCUUGAGAUAGGUGGUGGUCUCCUUGCAGGUAUCGCCGCCGUCGGCGCUGGUUACUACGCUUACCAUGAACACGAGAAGAGCGAGGAGGAGAAAAAGGCUAACAUCUGGGCCCUCCAGAGCUGGCUCAAGGAAGCCCGAGCUCGUACGGAUGAUUUCUACCGUAACGGCCCCCGCGCUCCUACCACUUGGAUUCUCGUCGAGGGUAAGAACAUCCCCCAGGGCGCUCUUCCUGGUGGCGAGGAGAAUGGUCAGCCCCUCUACAUUUGCCGUGCUUUCCACGAGGGAAGUCUCCAGAUCGGUAAAGCUUCGCCUGUCUUCAAAGAAGGUGCCGUGAUUGGCUACGCACACAAGGAGAUUCAUCUCCCCACUUACGAAGUUCUCCUCGGCGACCCUCGUGCCGUCCGCUGGGUUGACUUCCAUGGUCGUCUAGACUUGGCUCGACUCGGUGCUCGUCCCGUCGAAGGUGGUCGCGAGGCCAAAGGAACUCCUCUCUUCAUCGCUCAGGCUCACCACAAGAAUGCCAUCCACCCUGGCAAGAUUAGCGAGAAGUUGGACAGUGCCUUCAUCCCUUAUGGCGGAGGUGAAAAGGAAAUCAAGGACUACCGUGUUUUGUGCUACAACUAGACAUCUCUGUCGUCUACACGUACGCCUUAUGGGAAGGAAUGCUACAACGAUCUAUCGGAAAUUGUACUAUAGUCAAUUCAUACCAAGUCAAUGAGAACCAGUCACACCUGUCUACAACC